Messenger RNA from Daphnia magna, 1173 nucleotides. RefSeq lists its product as uncharacterized. NCBI's taxonomy places the organism in Eukaryota, Metazoa, Arthropoda, Branchiopoda, Diplostraca, Daphniidae. The record is from RefSeq and is a predicted model, not a curated record. The transcript has 5 exons. The coding region runs from base 186 to 1073 and encodes 295 amino acids.
CCGUUUCUGACGAAGAAAACAUAAAAAAACCAAAAUUAAUUUGGAACGGAAAACGUAAUAAGUUCCAAAAAAAGGUCGAUGAUGAAGCCAGCAGAUUUUUUAAAACACUCGUCAAAGCCAAAUGGAACAAACUAAGUGAUGGCACUACCAAGAAGAAUGUGUUAUGGGAAGAUGUCGGUGAAGAAAUGAACAAAAAUGGAUACCAAACUAGUGAAGGCAACAAAUCCGGUGUCAUUUGCUCACAGAAAUGGAACAAUAUGUUGAAUAUCUACAAAAACUUCACAUUGCUUGUGGAAAAAACUGGAUCAGGGCCAGACGUAUUGGAUAUGAAACCACUGUUGUACGAUGAAAUUCAGGAAAUUUUAGGUUCAGCACAGAAUGUGCACCCACAAUAUGUAGGCGAUUCAGCAAUGGAUACUCAGAAUCCUACAAGAAUGGACAUUAACAGCAAUCGCCAAAAACUAAAAGAGCUUGAAAAUAAAAAACUGCCUCUUCAUGAGAGUGACGACGAGGCUUUAAAUAACAUACAUUUUUCUGACGACGAGUGUGAUGAAAAUGAUUAUGAUGAAAAACAUGUUGAACCAAGAUCGAAAAAACGGAAAAGAAACCGUAAGGGUUCAAAUGCUGAGAAAAUGAUAGAUUUGUUUGCAGUCAUGGAGAAAAAAAGAGAGCAUGAAAGACACGAAACGAGACUCGAGAAGCAGAAACGCCAUGAAGAGAAAAUAGAUCAAACAAAGAAUCUAAUCGAGAUUUUGAUAAUGGCUGUCACACAAACCAAAGUGAAGAGUCAUAAGGAAAACCACGAUUCUGCUGAAAUUCUGAAACGCACGAAGAAAAAUAAGAAAAAGUUAAAGGAAAAUAAGGAUUACCGCCCACAUCUUUCACAUAAACAAUCCGGUAAUAAAAGCAGUGCAAGUAAUACAACUGACGAAGAAACAGGCGACAGUACUGAUCAAAACGAAAUGUUGUAUAAGAUUGAUCUCGUCUCCCGCACAUUCAUUCCUGCCUUAUCUUCGUCAUGGUUUUCAUGCAAAAGUAUUUGUGUUAUUAAGAAUACGUGGUGUCCCACGUAACUCAGAUUUUCAUUCCAGUUUUUUUUUCAGUUAUUGAAAAAUUAAAUGAAGUGCUUUUAUGAAAAGUACGGUUACCUGAAAUACAAAUUAUUGAUCUGGU